AUGCUUUUGCCGUUCUGCGCUCUCUCCAAUCUACGAAGAGCGAUUCAUUUCUCUUGCGGACCAAGAUUUUGUCGGAGGAAAUUGAGCGAGUCUCUCUGAAUCGGAUGCUCAAUGUCGAACUUCUUGGCGACCACUACAAAUCCAAAUCCCAACAAGUCCUUUGAGGUGACUCAACCUCCUAAUGAUUCUGUCUCGAGUCUUAGCUUCAGUCCCAAAGCCAACUUUCUCGUAGCCACUUCAUGGGAUAGCCAGGUUCGAUGUUGGGAGGUAGUACGAAAUGGUGUAAAUGUUGCCAGUGUGCCCAAGGCAUCUAUAUCACAUGACCAGCCGGUUUUAUGUUCAACUUGGAAGGAUGAUGGCACAACCGUCUUCUCUGGUGGUUGUGAUAAGCAAGUGAAGAUGUGGCCAUUGUUGUCUGGAGGCCAACCAAUGACUGUUGCUAUGCAUGAUGCACCAAUCAAAGAAGUUGCUUGGAUUCCUGAGAUGAGCCUAUUAGUAACUGGAAGCUGGGACAGGACUAUGAGGUAUUGGGAUACUAGGCAGUCAAAUCCAGUGCAUACACAACAACUCCCAGAACGAUGUUAUGCAAUGACAGUGAGACAUCCUCUGAUGGUUGUUGGGACUGCUGAUAGAAAUCUAAUUGUUUACAACUUGCAUAAUCCUCAGGUUGAAUUCAAGAGAAUUACUUCUCCCUUGAAGUAUCAGACAAGGUGCCUUGCUGCAUUUCCUGAUCAACAAGGUUUCCUGGUUGGAUCAAUCGAAGGGAGAGUCGGGGUGCAUCAUUUGGAUGAUAGCCAACAGAGUAAAAACUUUACUUUCAAAUGCCACAGAGAGGGCAAUGAGAUAUACUCAGUCAACUCUUUAAACUUCCAUCCUGUACAUCAUACAUUUGCAACUGCGGGUUCUGAUGGAGCUUUUAACUUUUGGGACAAGGACAGUAAACAGAGACUUAAGGCCAUGUUAAGGUGCAGUCAACCUAUUCCUUGCAGUACUUUCAACAAUGAUGGUUCAAUCUUUGCUUACUCGGUCUGCUAUGACUGGAGUAAAGGGGCUGAAAAUCAUAAUCCUGCAACAGCGAAGACUUACAUUUUACUGCACUUGCCACAGGAAUCUGAGGUCAAGGGCAAACCUCGACUUGGAACUACUGGUAGAAAGUAGAGAUUAUACUGGUGUAGAAUGGGGGGCAUGGUCUCGACUUUCUGUUUACUUGUUUAGUUCUUCAUUCUAGAUAUGUAUAUUACUAAGCUUUGGAUCCUCUCAAAUGAUAUGAUGGUCAUGUGAUGUGAGCAGAAAAAUGGAUGCACGAUAAUUUAUGACAAGCAAGGCAAGACAUUUGAUUUCUUUCUUCCACACGACGCAUCAUGUUGCUGUGGGAGGAUCCAAAUCGUAUUGGUUAAUAAUUUGGUAGUUUUAUGAUCGGGCAUGGUUUUAGUUUCUACUGCGGGAAGGCAUCUGUAAUUAGAUUAUGAUUGCUUCAGGUAGAGAUUGCAGAAUUGUAACACAUUUGAUGCUUUAAGAUGUAUAUAUUUUUUUGUUUCAUAUUUAGCUCGAGUUCGUGAUAUGAUAUGAAGGAUUUAGUCAAACAAUUUUAAUUGUGAUGAGUGAGAAUGUUUGUAAGUGCUUUAUCAUCAAA
Molecule: messenger RNA, 1633 nt
Organism: Prosopis cineraria
Lineage: Eukaryota; Viridiplantae; Streptophyta; Magnoliopsida; Fabales; Fabaceae
Product: protein RAE1-like
Exons: 11
Coding region: 112-1158 (348 amino acids)
Biological process (GO): transcription-dependent tethering of RNA polymerase II gene DNA at nuclear periphery; RNA export from nucleus
Cellular component (GO): nuclear pore
Molecular function (GO): RNA binding; ubiquitin binding
Source: RefSeq, a predicted model, not a curated record